UUAUCCCUCCACUGCUCCCCUCAGCAAACUCCCUCUGCAUUUCUCUCUUCUGGUGGACUCUGUUGUUCCGUCCUGUGAUGAGGGUAUGUACCUGCCCAGGUUCGUGCAGCCGACACCACACAAUGGAGAACAUCUCCACGCCGAGGUCAACAAAGAGCUGGAGUUCAGGGUCAAGGCCGAGGCUACACACUCAACGGUUAAUGAUGUCAUCGUCAGUGGACCUCUGAACAUCACCAAUCACAUGACUACCCAGGGGGAGUUUGUCAUCCGGUGGACACCCAUCCGGGACAAUCUGGGGGAGUAUUUCCCCAUUUGCUUCAUCACUGAGGGGCUUUCUGGAUCUAGUGUGUAUCAGUCUGAGAUGAGAUGUGUUGUGGUGGAGGUCGGACGCAGAAAGGUCAAAGCCAAGGUGGUGUGUGACGAGACCAAGAUGACUAUAGAAGUGGAGAAGUCCUCUGUUACUGAAAUUCACGAGGACCACCUCCGCCUCAACGAUCCCAGUAACUGUGCCUGCGACCUGCAACGCCUCUCUAACAGCACCCACAUCAUUGGAGUCAUCCCCCUCAAUGCCUGUGGCACUCAGAUAGAGGAGGACGACGACAACCUCAUCUUCAAGAACCAAAUCAGCACCUUCGACAACCCCAACGACAUCAUCACCAGGCAGCACCAGGUGGAGAUCAAGUUCUACUGCCAGUACGCCAAACGUGGCAACGUGUCCCUGGGCUUCAGUGCACACAGGGACAACAUCACGGUGGUGGAGAAAGGCUUCGGCACGUUCACCUACCAGUUUGAGUUCUACCAGACCAGCCAGUUCACCGACAUGGUGGAUCCCCGUGACUACCCGUUAGACAUGGUGGUGAAGCAGAUGAUCUACAUGGACAUAGAGGCCGUGUCCACUGUGAACAACACGGAGCUCUUUGUGGAGUCCUGCAGAGCGGCGCCGUACGACAACCCCAACUACCACCCCACCUACCCCAUCAUAGAAAACGGGUGCAUUGUGGACGAGACGGUUCAAAUCUUCUCCCCCCGUCACCAGAGGCAUUUCCAGUUCGGAAUGGAAGCUUUCAAAUUCAUCGGAAUGCAUGACCAGGUGUACAUCAGCUGUUCAGUGAUCCUGUGUGAGGCUGGGAACCCCAACACCCGGUGUGCCCAGGGCUGCGUCAACUCCACCUCCCCCCAGCCUGCUGGUCACCACCACCGCAAGAGAGAUGCCGCCAUGCAAACGGCCAAACACCACAUUUCCCAGGGUCCUUUGCGCCUGAGAAAGAGUUCAGAGAGCUCAGUGACCAACAUGAACAUGGGGUUGCUGGUUGGGUGUAUCGUAGCAGCCGUUGCCAUGCUGUGUGGAGUGAUGCUCUACAAGGCCAAAACAUCAGGCGUUAAAUACCAGCCCCUGACAACAUUUGAGACUUAGUCCGAUGGCAGCCAUCCUUUCACAUGUAGCCUGCAUUAUAGAAAGAAGGAUGGGGGGAAAUAUAGAACAUUUGAAAAAGUGGUCUCUGACUUUAACGAUGAAAUGUCUCUUUCGACCAAUACAAGAAUAUGCAUUAAUCCGUAAACGUACUUAGCGGUAACUCCAAUUAUACAAUGUGUCUUGGCUGACCAGGUCAAAAGUUCUUAAUAGCCACUCGAGCACCAGUAGGAUUGCAAGUGUUUAUAUAUCACAGGAAGCUGCUGAGUGGAGCACAGCUCAUAAUGUCUGGAAUGGAGGGAAUUGAUCUAAUGGUUUUUGAUACCAUUCUACUCAUUUCACUCCAGCCAUUACCAUGGUCCCGUGGUCCCCAAUUAAGGUGCCACCAGCCUCCUGUGAGAUAUAUAUGUAUUUACUGUAGCCUAGCCUAUAUGCAUGUGACCCAUAUAGUGCCCUCUAGUGUAUAAAUGAUGUGUAAUAGACAAUGACAGAACAGCUAUAAACCAGACAACAACCGUAGAGGUUUGGGCCAAAUGUCUCCUACAACUUGUCUGACCAGUUUAACUCCUGCUUCUUAUUAUGGUCUAUAUUGGGAUGUGGGGACUGUCAUGUAAUACUGGGAUGUACUCUGAAAUACUGUUGUCACGUUCUGGAAAGCUUUCUAUAUAGGCCAGGGUCUGUUGAACCAGGGAUCAAUUACAUUUAUUUGUUGUGAUUGUUACAUCAAAAUGGGACCCUGGUUAAAAUAAAUGUUUAGUCUAUAUGAUGUAGUGAAUUACUGUAAAAUUGU
Messenger RNA from Salvelinus fontinalis (brook trout), 2201 nucleotides. Its product is annotated as CUB and zona pellucida-like domain-containing protein 1. The transcript is spliced from 9 exons. The record is from RefSeq and is a predicted model, not a curated record. The coding region runs from base 86 to 1414 and encodes 442 amino acids. Lineage: Eukaryota; Metazoa; Chordata; Actinopteri; Salmoniformes; Salmonidae.